Messenger RNA from Brachypodium distachyon (stiff brome), 1132 nucleotides. Its product is annotated as signal recognition particle 54 kDa protein 2. The transcript has 7 exons. Gene Ontology annotation, molecular function: endoplasmic reticulum signal sequence receptor activity; GTP binding; 7S RNA binding. Gene Ontology annotation, biological process: SRP-dependent cotranslational protein targeting to membrane; SRP-dependent cotranslational protein targeting to membrane, translocation. Gene Ontology annotation, cellular component: cytosol; signal recognition particle, endoplasmic reticulum targeting. The record is from RefSeq and is a predicted model, not a curated record. Lineage: Eukaryota; Viridiplantae; Streptophyta; Magnoliopsida; Poales; Poaceae. The coding region runs from base 185 to 994 and encodes 269 amino acids.
UCGAAGUCUCGAUUGCUUGAUGGACAGCUAGCUGUCUCCAGCAUUGGCAAUCCUCCUCCUCGGAGCUUUAAAACCCUCCGAUCCGCUCGGUCCCCAAAUUUCCCCACUCCCACGCCUCGAUCCCCUCGUCGGGCUCCAAAUUCGCACCUCUCCACGCCUCGAUCCUUUCGCCGGCGCCGCCAGUAUGCUGCUACCAGAGCUGAGCGCUGGCAUCUCCCGCGCGCUGGCGGGGCUGACCGAAUCCAACGUCACCCACUCCCUGGAUGAGAUAUGUGCAGCCCUUAAGAAGGCAGAGGUCCGGCCGGAGAUGGCCCUCGGCCUGCGAUCCAGGCUAGACGAGCUCGUCCGCCUCGAGUCCCGUGGCGACUUCACCGCAACACGACUUGCAAUCUCACAGGGUCUGUUUCACGAAUUGUGCAAGGUAUUUCACGCGGGAAUACCAGCAUUCGCGCCGGAGAAGGGGAAGAUCUCCGUGAUACUCUUCGUUGGCCUAAAAGGGUCUGGGAAGGAAGGCAUAGCCAUAAAAUAUGGUGAGUACUACAAGGUCAGGGGAUUUUCACCCGCUCUUGUUUGUGCUGGAAGGUUCACAGCUGGUGUAUUACAUGAGUCAAGGCGGUGCGCGGAGAAGGCAGGCAUACCCUUUCAUGGAAGUGAUCCAGAUUGUCUGAAGGUUGCACAUGCUGGGCUCACAAGAUUUAAAGGAGACUCCGAUUUGAUCGUUGUUGAUGUCCCUGCGCGCCAUGAGCAGGAGGCUGAUCUCUUUGAUGAGAUGCUUCAAAUUGCUGAAAACAUAAAACCAGAUCUGUUGGUAUUUACAAUGGAUGGCGCUAUUGUUUUCUCGGAGAGUGAACUGUGUGAUUGCAAAGAGUGUCUGAAUACCAACUACUAUCAAGGUGGAUCCGACGAUGAGCGAGAUUCGUCGAUAUGUUGUGGGUCAUGUGCUUACAUUCCAACAUGCUCUCACCGUGGAGUAGUUGAGGCCCUUUUGUUCUAACCUUUUCCGUUGCAGCUUUGAAACAUUGUUUUAUGAUAUUGAAACAGUAAUUGAUUAUGCUGGCCCAAGAGGUCAUGCGAGGUUGUAAGUAUUAUUUAAAUUCUGGAUGAUGCGAUGUAAUAAAUUACUUUUGACCUU